AUGAGAUAUGACGUAGCAUGGCACUCGCUUCGAAUACAGUCUCAUCAAAUCCAUACCAGUAUCCCGUCCCUUGGGAUCGAAGAGGUAAAAUCACCAACUUUCCCAGAUUCAGUUACCAGCGGUGACAUCAAAUUAAUAAAGAAGGAGGGAGAUGCAGUUGCCAUGGACGAAGUAGUUUUGGAGAUAGAAACAGACAAAACCGCGUUGCCAGUGAUGUCUCCCGGCAAUGGAAAGAUCGUCAAGAUGUAUGUGAAGAACGGCGAUUCUGUUAAGUCACAGCAACCAUUGUUCCAAGUUGACGUGACAGGCGUAGCACCGGCUCCAGCAGCUGCCGCCCCCGCCCCCGCGGCCCCGAAGCCCGCCGCCCCCGCCCCGGCACCCGCUGCAGCCCCCGCGGCGCCCAAACCUGCUGCUGCCGCCCCAGCCGCCAAGGCCCCCGCACCAGCUAAAGCGGCGAAGAAACCUGCGGCACCAGCAGGACCUACGUUGGCUGCGCAAAAACUCGGCGAUCCAUCGAAAAUGAUAUCUGGCACACGCACAGAGUUCCCAGUACCCAUGAACAGGAUGAGAAAACGAAUCGCAGAGAGGCUAAAAGAAGCGCAGAACACUUGCGCCAUGCUAACUACCUUCAAUGAAUGUGAUAUGAGCAAGCUUAUGGCGUUCCGUAAGGCGAAUUUGGAAGCGUUUACGAAGAAAUACGGAGUAAAGCUCUCCUUCAUGUCACCAUUUCUAAAAGCCGCAGCCAACGCGCUUCAAGACCAACCCGUUAUCAAUGGAGUGAUUAUUGGCGAUAAUGUAAUUUAUAGAGAUUAUGUUGAUAUUUCUGUGGCUGUGGCAACACCAAAGGGCCUCGUUACUCCUGUAAUUCGAAAUGUGGAAUCAAUGGACUAUCCAAAAAUAGAAUUAACAAUUGCAUCUGUCGCUGAGAGGGCUAGAAAUGGUAAGCUAACGCCAGCGGAUAUGCAAGGAGGGACGUUCACAAUAAGCAAUGGGGGUGUGUUCGGGUCCCUGCUGUCCAUGCCGAUUAUAAACAUGCCCCAAUCCGCCAUACUUGGCAUGCACGCUAUUGUGCAGCGACCGGUCGCGAUACAGGGCAAGGUUGAAAUAAGACCAAUGAUGUAUUUGGCCCUAUCAUAUGACCACAGAUUAGUAGACGGACGUGAAGCUGUAUACUUCUUGAAGAAAGUACGAUCAGGAGUAGAAGAUCCUACGUCAAUAUUAGCAGGAAUUUAA
Zerene cesonia (dogface butterfly) is the source of this 1233-nucleotide messenger RNA. RefSeq names its product dihydrolipoyllysine-residue succinyltransferase component of 2-oxoglutarate dehydrogenase complex, mitochondrial-like. NCBI's taxonomy places the organism in Eukaryota, Metazoa, Arthropoda, Insecta, Lepidoptera, Pieridae. Bases 1 to 1233 code for a protein of 410 amino acids. The record is from RefSeq and is a predicted model, not a curated record. Gene Ontology annotation, molecular function: dihydrolipoyllysine-residue succinyltransferase activity. The transcript has 9 exons. Gene Ontology annotation, cellular component: oxoglutarate dehydrogenase complex. Gene Ontology annotation, biological process: tricarboxylic acid cycle.